GAGUUCUCCUUCUUCCCGCGCGAUGCUCCCGUCCCCUGUGCGGCCCUGCAGGGCUGCGCGUUAAAUUCGGGAGGAGGAGACGAACGUCCUGGCGGGAAUCUCCGGAGGGGUCGGCGGCCGGGAUGCAGCUCGGGGAUGGGGCCGGAGGCCGGGUAGGGCAGCCGAGCCCAGCCGCGCUCCGGGAUGUGCGUGGUCCCGGCGGCGGCCGGGCUGCCCCUCGCCCGUGGGCCGCUCUUGUGUGUGUGUUUAUAAAUAUGCAUAUUGUUCGCAUAUUUAUGUGUAUGAGGAGAGGCUGCGGGAACUGGGUCUGUUUAGUGUGCAGAAUACCGAGAGGGGGGUCUCAUUAAUGCGUAUAAAUAUCUCAGAGGCGGUGCCAGACUCUUCAGGUGCUCAGUGACAGGACGAGGAGCAGUGGCCAUAAACUAAAACGCAGGAAGUUUCACUUUAAGAGGAAGAAGAACUUUGCAUUGAGGGUGGCCGAGCACUGGAACAGGCUGCCCAGGGAGGUUGUGGCGUCUCCCUCUCUUGACACGUUCGGAACCCACGUGGGCACAUUCCCUUGUAACCUCUCCAGGUGGCCCUGCCGUGGCAGGGCUGGGUGAUCUCUGGAGGUCUCUUCCAACGCCAACAAUUCCAUCGUUCUGCGAUAUGUACAUAUCUAUAGACACAUACACACAUAUACGUAUGCUUUAAACUCGGUCUCUGUGUAUUAACGCUGCAGUUUUCUUCUGGUCUGUGUGAGGCCGGGGAUGAAAUCCUGGGGCUUUACCGGAGACACCUGUUGGUAAAGAGCUGAAAAGAGCCGUCCUCUUCCACCUGGAUGGAAGUUCUCCGUUGGUAUGUGCGAGGAGAUUGAGCAGGGGUGACCAAACCAGACUGCCACAAGGGAAGUUCUGGUUGUGACAAGAUGUUAAAACAGCUCUAGUUUUUUAUUUGCUUACUAACUUUUUUUUAAAGAAAAAUGUAGAGUUCUGUAGGUGCAGCUGGGCUGUAUGAGAAGAAUACAUUAACUUCUAAUUUUGUUAUCGCUUCUUAUUUCAGUCCAUCUACCAGAAUAGCUGCAGGAAUUUGUCUGUAUUUUUGUUUUUUUCCUUGGGAAGGAGAUCUCAUACAUGCAUAUGGAACUAGUGCAGAUAUCAAGUAAUCUGUUUUGAAAUAACUUCACAGUGUUUUAAUUAAAAAAAAAUGUGAAUGACUUGAACUAAAAUUUGCUGUUAAUUUUUCUCCCUUCUUUCAUUCAAAAUUUUAAACUGAUUGAAGACAGAAUCUGGAGGAAGUCUGAGAUAACUUAAAUACAUCUGACUUUGACAAAAAAAAAGACUCUAUAGAAGAAGGAUAGAAAGAACAGUGCCACUGCUCAGGAGACAGGGAAAACGUGGGAGCUCUUCCACUGUGCCUGCCAGCCAGCCAGCGUGUGUACCAGGUUUACUGUCCAAGAGGAUUUAUACCUUGCUUAAAAAGAUGCCUGCUGCCUGUGAGUCAGUGCUUGAGGAUAUUGAAGACAUCGUGUCAGCAGAAGAUUUGAAGCCCCACGAUCGGCAGUUUGUGAGAAGGAAUGUUUUUCCCAAAGUGCGAAAACGCAACUCCCAGAAAAACGCUCAGACAGAUGAUGAGCCCCCAAGUGACAGCAUUAUUCCUGGUGUUCAGAAAAUCUGGAUUCGUACUUGGGGAUGUUCUCACAAUAAUUCAGAUGGUGAAUACAUGGCUGGACAGCUGGCUGCAUAUGGAUACAAAAUUACAGACAACUCUGCUGAAGCAGAUUUAUGGUUGCUGAACAGUUGUACAGUAAAAAAUCCUGCUGAGGACCACUUCAGAAACUCAAUCAAGAAAGCUCAAGAAGGGAAGAAGAAAGUUGUUUUAGCAGGCUGUGUACCACAAGCUCAACCUCGCCAGGAGUACCUGAAAGGCUUAAGUAUUAUAGGGGUUCAGCAGAUAGAUCGUGUAGUAGAAGUUGUGGAGGAAACUAUUAAAGGUCAUUCUGUGAGACUGCUGGGUCAGAAAAAGGAUAAUGGAAAACGUUUGGGGGGAGCACGACUGGAUUUGCCAAAGAUUAGGAAGAAUCCACUGAUAGAAAUAAUUUCCAUCAAUACAGGGUGUCUCAAUGCAUGUACCUACUGUAAAACUAAGCAUGCCAGAGGAGAUCUAGCAAGUUAUCCUAUUGAAGAACUGGUGGACAGAGCCAAGCAGUCUUUUCAAGAGGGUGUUUGUGAGAUAUGGCUGACCAGUGAAGACACAGGGGCUUAUGGCAGAGACAUUGGCACAGAUCUCCCCACGCUUCUGUGGAAGCUGGUUGAAGUUAUUCCUGAGGGAGCUAUGCUGAGGCUUGGCAUGACAAACCCUCCCUAUAUUUUAGAGCAUCUGGAGGAAAUGGCCAAGAUUCUCAAUCAUCCAAGAGUGUAUGCUUUUCUGCACAUACCAGUCCAGUCAGCCUCUGACAGUGUGCUCAUGGACAUGAAAAGAGAAUACUGUGUGGCAGACUUCAAACAAGUAGUGGAUUUCCUUAAAGAAAAAGUGCCUGGAAUAACAAUUGCUACAGACAUCAUCUGUGGAUUUCCGGGAGAGACAGAUGAAGAUUUUCAAGAAACUAUGAAACUUGUAGAACUGUACAGGUUUCCAAGCUUGUUUAUUAAUCAGUUCUACCCACGUCCAGGAACCCCAGCUGCAAAAAUGCCUCAAGUUCCAGCUGCAGUGAAAAAACAGAGAACAAAGGAUCUGUCCCAGCUGUUUCAUUCAUACAAUCCAUAUGAUCAUAAGGUUGGUGAGAGGCAGAGAGUUCUGGUAACAGAAGAAUCCUUUGACUGCAAUUACUAUGUUGCUCACAAUCCUUUCUAUGAGCAGGUUCUUGUGCCAAAGGAUCCUCUGUUAAUGGGUAAGAUGGUAGAAGUGAAUAUUUAUGAAGCUGGGAAACAUUUUAUGAAGGGGCAGCCAGUAUCAGAUGCCAGAGUUCAUACUGCAUCCAUCAGCAGACCGCUAGCAAAAGGAGAAAUUUCUGGUUUAACAGAGGAGUUCAGACGUUCAGCACAGAACGGCACAAACUGGAAAGCACAGCCUUCUGCUAAGAUCCCAGUGAAAACACGGCUCAGCUCCUGGAUGGCUUUGCAGCUGCCAUGGCAACAAGAGGGAGGUGGACUGAAGAUCCUGUCUGUCAGCCUGGCUCUACUGGCUGUUCUUGUUAUGUUUUACUACGGAGGAAUGAAAACAGAACUGUGAACUGAAUGGGGCUUUUAUAAAAACAAUGAAACUGCUGUUUAAAAUCUUCAAAGGAGACACUUUUACCAACAAAUCUUUUUUUUAUUUUAGAAAAAAAAAAAAGCUAAUAUAAAUUGGGCAAUAAUUUGUACUCACUCUAUGCCUUUCCUGUCAUUCAAAGGAGAGAACAUUAAUAAGCUGUGGGAAGGCCUAUCUUGCCAAUACCUGAGAUCCUUGGUUGGUAGAACAGGUUGUUGCAUCUUUCCUUUUCUUUUUUUUCUAAAAUGAUGCAAUGUUUGCAUUACAGGCUCUUUGCAUAUUUGCUGUAUCAAGUAAAAUUGCAUUCAGUUUAUAAGGAAUCUUUCCAUUGAGUGAUAUUGGUCAUCUUUUAUGGUAGAUUAUUUAAAGCUUUCCUAAAGAUUUUGCUUGAUGCAGUGUGAUAGUUUGGUAUCUGUCUUUUUACAUUAGUAUGAACACUGCAAGGCCAUUAAAGUUUGUUAUUUGUUGCUAUUUAUUUUGCUGUCGUGUCUGAAAGAAUUUUUGCCUGCUAUCUUGCAUCUCUCAAGUUCACAAUGAGUUAUUAGGCUUUUUAAUACAAGAAGAAUUAUUUUUUAUGUAGAAAUAGUUCUAAAGAUGUUGGGUUUUUAUAAUUGAAUGGGAAGAUGUUGUUCUGAUUGAUAGAGUUCUGUUAAAAGAUGGAUUUAAUACAGUCUGUAGAUUUUAUACAAUCUUUAAAGAACAAACUGGGAAUUUCUUACCUUUGCAUUGGCUCAGUAAAACAAUUAUUACUCUGUCAGUGGGGAGGUUGCAUUUUACACAAAGAAAAUUUCUAAUUACUUUAUUCAAGCCAUUUUGUCAUGACAGGAUCUCCACACAUCCUGUGAGUGUGCUGGUGAGUCAGGAACUGGACUGUGUGCCCAGUUCUUCCAGCACCUGACUUCAUCAUAUUGUUGGUUUGUUCAUGCCUUGUCACCUUUCUGAAUCUUCAUCUAAACUUCCACUUGCAGAGACUGUUUAAAAUCAUAACACAGGCACUGUUGAGGGUUUUUUUAAUAUGUGUGUCACAUCCAGAUGGAGCUAAGCUGUCUUACAUGGCUUAUGGUUGUGGUGUAACCCCAGCAGGCAGCUGAGAUGCUCACUGACCCCUUGCAGUGGGGUGGGGGCAAGAAUCAGAAGGGUAAAAGUGAUAAAACUUAGGGGUUGAGGUAAAGACACUUAAGUAGGUAAAGCAAAAGCUGCACAUGAAAGCAAGGCAAACCAAGGAAACAAAUCAUUCAUUACUUUGGCAUAGGCAGGUGCUCAGCCAUUCCCAGAAAUGCAGAAGAGGCCUUGACUCUGUGUGAGCCCUCCUCAGCAGCAGAAAAUCCAAAACACAGCCCCAUACCAGUUGCAGUGAAGAAAAUUAACUCUAUCCCAGCCAAAACCAGUACAUUGUCUCUACAGUGCAGAGGAAUAAUCCCCUAGCAAGAGUGCUUUGUACUUUAUAAAUUGGGGAUUCAUAAUAGUUACAGACAAUUAACCAGGAAGCUCCACCAUGAUGCUUUCAGCACAGCCUGUAAAUUAUAACAACAGAUGUAACCGUCUUUAGGAAAUCAGGUGUGUGAUCAAUCAAAUAAUAAAUUUUUAUAGCAACCACUGAAAGUCAUAAGCUGAGACUCAAAAUCCACGAGUUUUAAAACAAAACAAAAAAAAAAACCAAAACAAAACCCCUGCCCUUAAUUUGCUUCUGUUUGUUAGCGUGCUUUAUUUGUUCGACUUUUCUGUACAACAAGGAAUAUAUAACAAUCAGUAAUUUACUUUUUUAACAAAUCUGAAAAAUUCUCAGAAAAACUCCACCAACAGGACUCUGGGAGUUGCAAUUUUCAGGAAAGUACCACAGAUUGCAAGGUUCUCAGGAAAACUGUGGAUUGGCAAAAUCAUUAUAUCCGAGCCAAAUUUUCGCAUGUGAUGGGAAUAAUCUAUGCAGAUAUGUUGUGUGCCUCUAGCAUUAUCUCUGUCAGCCAGUCUAGCUUAUCUAAUCGUGGCAAUUACAGACUCAUUGCAUCAGCUAUUACAGAGAUUUACCAAGCUUGUGAUUUAGAUUCUGUGCAUCGUUGACUUUAAUGGGACCAGCUUAUUUUCCUAGAAAUAGUGCAAUAUACUGAAAGAGGCCAAAGAAGACUUUGUAAAUGACAUUGCCUGCAGUAUAUUCUUAAACUGAGCUUUAAUCUGAUAAGUAGGAAGUGUUGUUUAUCACUUAUUUUGUCGCCUUCCUUUAGAUUUUGAGAAAGGUUUUUGACACUUUGUGUUAUAGAGCAGCAUUGUGUUUGUCAUUGCAUUCCUUUUCUGUACAAAUAAAGCUUCCAAAACCA
Motacilla alba alba is the source of this 5540-nucleotide messenger RNA. RefSeq names its product CDK5 regulatory subunit associated protein 1 like 1 (gene CDKAL1). Gene Ontology annotation, biological process: tRNA methylthiolation. The transcript is spliced from 16 exons. Gene Ontology annotation, molecular function: 4 iron, 4 sulfur cluster binding; tRNA (N(6)-L-threonylcarbamoyladenosine(37)-C(2))-methylthiotransferase activity. Gene Ontology annotation, cellular component: endoplasmic reticulum. NCBI's taxonomy places the organism in Eukaryota, Metazoa, Chordata, Aves, Passeriformes, Motacillidae. The record is from RefSeq and is a predicted model, not a curated record. Bases 1462 to 3210 code for a protein of 582 amino acids.